AGGGCGGGCCCGGCCGGCCGGAGCGUCGGCGUCGCUCCCGCGCGGGCGGCACUAGGCCGGCUUCUCGUCAGGGGUCCGGGGCGCGCGCAGGGCCGCCGGGUCGCGCGGCGUGGCGGCUCCGGCGUCGGCGGGGGGGCGUUGUGUCGUGACAAGGACGCCGGCGGCCGUGUCGGCGACAGCGGGUGUGCAGCCGCGGCGGCCCCGAGCGGGCUCGGGCGGCCGGCCGGCGAGGCGAGGCGAGGCGGCAGGCGGCUGCUCGCGCGCACCCUUCUCCUCGGCGGACCCGGCACCCAGCCGCGACGCUGAGCCAACCGCCGGAGCGGCGGGCAAUGGCGGCCUCGACGGCCUCGCACCGGCCCAUCAAGGGGAUCUUGAAGAACAAGAGCUCCGGCACGGCGCCCCCGGUGGUGGGCUCGGCCGAGCAGCCCGGCAGGAGCGUGGACGAAGAGCUGAGUAAAAAAUCUCAGAAAUGGGAUGAAAUGAACAUCCUGGCAACAUAUCAUCCCGCAGACAAAGACUAUGGUUUAAUGAAAAUAGAUGAACCUAGCACUCCUUACCACAGCAUGGUAGGAGAUGAUGAUGAUGCAUUGAGUGAUUCAGAAACCAAUGAAGCCAUAGCCCCAGCUCUCUUAGCUAAAAAACUAGCUGCUGCUGAAGGCUCUGAGUUAAAGUAUCGAGUUCAUGACCAAGAAAGCAGUGAAGAUGAGGAUAAUGACCUCUCACCUGAAGAACAAGAAAAAAAGCGACAGUUUGAAAUGAAAAGGAAGCUUCACUACAAUGAAGGACUGAAUAUUAAAUUAGCUAGACAAUUAAUUUCAAAAGAUCUAAAUGAGGAGGAAGAAGAAGAUGAAGAAAUGUCAGAGGAUGUUACGUCUGGAGGAACUGUGAGCAUGGAGGAAUCAAGUCAAGGAUCUACUUCAAGUGACCAACUGAAAAACCAAUCACAGAGUUCAUAGAAGAAAUUUGUUCCACACUGUAAUUGUCAUACAUGAACCCUCUUCUUUAAUACACAAUUUAUCACAAUUAAUGACUUACGUACCAAAAUGCAUAUGUUAUUAUAUAUUGCCAAGAAUUAAAUAAUCAGAGUGAACAUGCCUAAUCGAUGCGUAUAUCUUUUGCCUACUAAAUACUUUACCACAAAAGCAGUAUAAUGUCAUCAGUCCAAAACCAAAUUACUUUUGUAAGAAUACUGGUUAAUUUGUGUAGAUAGUAUAUAGCUUUUUAUGCUUAGAGGAUAAAUAUCUUUUGGGGUGGGGGAUGGUUCUAAUUUAUGUUCUUUCCUAGAUAGGAUAGCGCUUAUAAAGUUUUUUUUUUUAUCAAAAUUCAGUUGAAACAACAGUUUAUAUAGGCUGAUAAGUGUUCAGUCUGAAAAAUAUUUUAACAUGAUGUAGCUUUAACUUGAUUUGUUUAAUUGAAAAAGAUUAUCAAAGUUACUAUUGCCUUUUCUAGACUACUACAACUUUUCUGUUGACUUUUUUUACAAAGGAAGAAUUGACCUUUUUCUCAUCAAAACUUUUUCCACAAAUAUAUAUAUAUAUCAGGUGAAACUUGCACUAGUGUCUGCUCUGACCGUUUUAUAUACUCAGUGGGCAGCUUCAGAUCAGUUUUAAAAUAAAUAUGCUAACAUAGUUUCAGCAUUCCCUUUGUGUAAUGUGCUGUGCCUCUUGCCGUUAUUUCUUAAUUGCUUUCAGCACAUACGUACACAAUAUUUUACCUUUAUAAAGGCUCAGAAAGAUUGUCAUGACUUUAGGAACACUUUCUUCUCUUACAUAUUUUAUUAUUUGUUGUAACAGUGACAUUAUUAUUUUACUAUCAAUGCUGUUCUUCUAAGCCAUGGAGAAAAUAGACUUUCUUGCAGCAUUACUGUAGACAGGAAAUGAAUUUCAGAAUCUCUUCACCUCUCUGAUUUAUAGCUUUGGAAUCAAAUUACUAUUACUAGUUUUGUUUGACUUAAUUAGACCUUAGAAAACAACUUAGUGAGGGUUUUUUGUUUUCUAGUUUUUUUUGGGGGGGGUUAUUUUUCAGAAUAAAGGAAUUGUGUGUUAUUAUGAUCAUAUCUGAAUGUACAGACAGGGAUAAUCCUGAAUACGUUUUAAUUUAAAAACUUAGUCCCUGCUUUAAGGGAAUAUGAUAAUGUAUAUUAUGACAAAUAUACUUUAUUCUUCUAACAGUGAGUUUUGAAUUGUUUUUCUUGGAAUGAAGUGCAGUUCUGUGUAUCUGGUUUAGUGAUGGUUUCAUUUCUAGUCAGUUGUCUGUGUCUUAAUUUUUUGUUAGUACAUUAUAUAAACACUCAGUAUAAUUUCUAUAUAUUGUAUAUAUAAAAGUUUUAUUGAACAGCUUGUCUUCCACUUGCAAGUUAGUGGAAAUAUCAAUAUGUCGAAUAAAUAAAAAAGUGGGGGACUUCUUUGCUGUUAAAGGAAUGUGCUUAUUUUGAAUGUCUUUUUUUAAAAUGGGAUCCAAUCAAAGUACUUAUGAAAUGCAGUGUAGUAUUCUAACUAAAACAUAUUAGCUAGUAAUACCAUUGAUUUAUAAACAAGCAUUUAUCUCUACUUUCUGAAUUUAUAAUAUUGAGAUAUGCUUACCUGUUGAAACCUGUUUGGGAAGCUUGUCAUUAUGUGUGUACAUAUAUUUAUGCACACAGAGCAGUUUUUGGCUUUCUCGUUUUGAGUUUUUUUAGAGAGUAUCUACUUACUCUAUUUAUAGAAAUAGCUGUAGUGCAGUAAACAUAUUAUUCUUUUGGUGUUUUCUACGUACUAUUUCUUGAAACUUAAACAAUAGACAAACUGAGGGUAGAUGGCUAUCUCGGAGCAGUAAGACAUAGCAAAUAUUAUGCUCAUAGGUAGAUGUAACUGAAUAAAGCUGUUUGCAGAGCUCAGAGGUAGACUGUAGGCUUGCAUGUACUGGAUUAUAUAUCCCCUGCACUGCCCAAAACAAACCCAACUUUCCAUUAUGCUACGAGUUCCUAAUUUGACAAUGGUAUUGGACUAUAUAGUUAGACUUUCCUGUGGAGAAAGUUACCUUUCAGCGUUCAAGUCUAGCCAAGAUAGAUUUUCACUUUCGGUUUAUUAAUGUCACUUCCUCGUUUAACCCUUGGUGUCAUAUUUUCUGUUUAUUUCUUUUUCAUUCUGAAGUUCACAGAUGCUCCUUAUAAUCCGAGACAGAAUGGUACAAAUGAAUUGUUAAAAGCAGGUUAAAUUGCCAUUUUCCCCUAGACUUUGAUUUUUGUUUACAUGAUUCCUUUAAGUUAGUACAGAAACAUGUUGUAAUAAAAUACAGUCCUCUUGACA
Sorex fumeus (smoky shrew) is the source of this 3287-nucleotide messenger RNA. It is a transcript of the gene PPP1R2, whose product is annotated as protein phosphatase 1 regulatory inhibitor subunit 2. Bases 330 to 956 code for a protein of 208 amino acids. Gene Ontology annotation, molecular function: protein phosphatase inhibitor activity. Gene Ontology annotation, biological process: regulation of signal transduction. The record is from RefSeq and is a predicted model, not a curated record. The transcript is spliced from 6 exons. Lineage: Eukaryota; Metazoa; Chordata; Mammalia; Eulipotyphla; Soricidae.